AUGGAGCCUACGAUGCAGGAACAUGUCUCAAGUAAUGCUGAGCUGUCCGAAGAAACAACCAUCGUUGUCAUUGACCACGAAGCGUUCGAACAACAGCCCGAUGGCAACAGGAAGAUCGUGCACCUGAAGCAGCCACCAAACUUUAUCGCAAUGGGCUACUCCGGAUACAUCUGCAAAGCCGACCAAAAUACAGUCAUCAAACAUCCAAAGUACCUUCCCGAUAAUGAGCCUUACAAUGAAAUGUACCGCGACAUGAUCAGUACCGAGAAAGAAAUCUACGAGCGCCUGGGAAACCAUAAAGAAAUUAUACCGUACCUGGGCGUGCAUGAUCAGUCAACAGGCGCAAUCAAGCUGGCUUAUGCACAGCAAGGAGAUCUUGAAACAUAUAUUGGAAACCACGACAAGCCAUCCAAAGCAACUCGCACCUCGUGGAUUCAACAAUACCUGAAGGUUACUGAUUUUGGUAAUGCCGAGAUAUAUGCGUUGGAUGCUAAUAUGGAAGCUAUCUACAUGGAAGAACCUUUUCCGCGAGUCGACAUACUUGGCAUUGGAUGCACUAUUUAUUCUAUCGCAGCAUGGCGUGCCUUCUGGUACGACUACUUUGAACAAGAUCGCUGGCCGGAACCAGAGGAUAUCCCUGUGACAACUGGUUUACUUUGUGAAAAUGUCAUCAGAAAAUGCUGGAGUAACAGCUAUGAGAACAUGCAGUCGCUGUAUGAGGACUUCAAUGCUUCCACUAGCACGGAUCUGCCGCUUGCGAAGGAAGAGUAA
Molecule: messenger RNA, 771 nt
Organism: Aspergillus costaricaensis CBS 115574
Lineage: Eukaryota; Fungi; Ascomycota; Eurotiomycetes; Eurotiales; Aspergillaceae
Exons: 3
Coding region: 1-771 (256 amino acids)
Source: RefSeq, a predicted model, not a curated record